AUCAUUCUCUCUCUUUUUGUCCACUGCAACCAAAGGCACACACACAGAAACACACACACACAUCCUCUCUCAUCCAGAUUGUGGCAGACGAAGAGACAAGGACAAAACCCCCAACCACGAUCACUGAGAGCUACGCUAUAGGUUGCUGUCCAGGAUGGCAGGGAUGAAGGAGCAGCAGAUCACGGAAGAGAAGCCCCUGCUGCUGGAGCAAAAAGGAACGGAUGUAGACAUGCAGGAUAAAGGAGAGGAGGCAUCGGGGGAACUCCCGUGCCCCGAAAGCCCCGCGCCCCCUAAUGAACCCCCUCCCCCCCGUCGCCCCGCUCACCGCUGGCAUGCCUUCGCACGGCACUGGCUUCGCCAGACCCGCCGUCGGACCAGCGGGGUCCUCCCGGAAAACCCUGAGCAGCUGAUGCCACCAGGCGACUGGAAGGAACAUGAUGUUGAGACCCCUUACGGGAUGCUGCACGUGGUGAUCCGAGGGGCCCCCAAAGGAAACAAGCCUGCCAUCCUCACCUACCAUGACGUGGGGCUGAACCACAAGAUGUGCUUCAACCCUUUCUUCAAUAACGAGGACAUGCAGGAGAUCACCAAGCACUUUGUGAUUUGUCAUGUCGACGCCCCUGGACAACACGUUGGAGCUUCACAGUUCCCACAAGGGUACCAGUAUCCCACCAUGGAACAGCUGGCCGGCAUGCUGCCGACUGUUGUGCAGCAUUUUGGAUUUAAGAGCAUCGUUGGGAUUGGAGUUGGAGCUGGAGCUUAUAUUCUGGCCAAGUUCGCUCUGAUCAACCCUGACAUGGUGGAGGGUUUGGUUCUGCUCAACAUCGACCCAAACGGGAAAGGAUGGAUUGACUGGGCUGCCUCCAAGAUUUCAGGACUUACCAGCACCAUCCCAGAUACUGUGUUGCCACAUCUUUUCAGCCAGGACGAAAUGGUGAACAACACAGAGCUGGUUCAGAGCUACCGACAACAGAUAACCAACUCCAUCAACCACCACAACCUGCAGCUUUUCUGGAACAUGUACAACAGCCGGAGGGACCUGGACAUGAACCGUGGAGGAACAGCGAUCAACGCUAAGACCUUGAAGUGUCCAGUGAUGCUGGUUGUGGGAGACAAUGCCCCUGCUGAAGAGGGAGUGGUUGAGUGCAACUCCAAGCUGGACCCGACCAACACCACCUUCCUUAAGAUGGCGGACUCUGGUGGACUCCCACAGCUCACACAGCCAGGAAAGCUGACUGAAGCCUUCAAGUAUUUCUUACAGGGAAUGGGCUACAUCGCUAAUGUGAAGGAUCGGAGGUUAAGUGGAGGGCCAGUGCCCUCUGCUAGCAUGACCCGCCUCGCUCGCUCCAGGACGGCCUCCCUGACCAGUGCCGGCUCUGUGGAGGGCUCCCGCUCCCGGGCCUGCACCAACUCCGACAGCGCUGAGGGGGUGGGCGCUGUCUCCCAGACCAUGGAGGUUUCCUGCUGAGGAGUCCCAGAGAAAGGGGAGGAAGAAGGGUAGUAGAGGGGUGGAGAGGGAUGAAAAAGGAUCCAAAAUAAGGCUUGAUGAUGAGCAUUAGCUGACAUCUUUCUCUCUCUCUCUGUCUUUAUCUUUGUCUGCCAUCUCCUUCCCACUGUCACUGUAAAAUACCAUCUGUACUGGUUCAGUCACACCCAACAGACCUUUGAAUAUCCACCCAGACUCCCCCUUGUCCCACACUUAAAGAUUUAAACUGCUGGUUUUGCUCUUGAAGUGUCAUUCUUGUGUUUGCUAAGUGUUCCUCAUUAAAUAUAUGCCCUUAUCCCCCCCUACUCCU
This is a messenger RNA of Cyprinodon tularosa, 1796 nucleotides long. RefSeq names its product NDRG family member 4 (gene ndrg4). The transcript is spliced from 18 exons. The record is from RefSeq and is a predicted model, not a curated record. Gene Ontology annotation, biological process: positive regulation of ERK1 and ERK2 cascade; brain development; signal transduction. NCBI's taxonomy places the organism in Eukaryota, Metazoa, Chordata, Actinopteri, Cyprinodontiformes, Cyprinodontidae. The coding region runs from base 155 to 1468 and encodes 437 amino acids. Gene Ontology annotation, cellular component: cytoplasm.